AGCACAUCGAUCACCACUAGUUUUAUAAUGGAUACUAGUGCAUAUAUUUAACCAGUUCCAGUUUGGUAGUCGGUUCUAACGGACGACAAUAAAAUUCUAAGAAAAUGUUUACGAUUCCGGCUGACGAAACAUAUCAACGAAUUAUAAAAAUAUUUUACCAUCUUGGAAUUUGGCAAUUGGACGAUGAAUCCGAAUACCGCAGAAUCGGCAAGAGAUUAUUCUACACUUUUUUCGGUGCUUUGUUACCAAUUUUUUUUGGAGCUAAUGCUCAUCUUUGUAACGAUCGAAAUGAAUCUAUCUUUUCUGCAGAGGCGGCCAUUAUAAACUCGGUUAUAUACAUGAAAUUUUUGUAUCUUCUGUUCAAGAAACCGGAAAUCCUCGCUUUUUUAUACGAUCAGACCGUUGUUCACUCAAUUGAAAAUCGUGACGAAUAUGAGCAAGCAAGCAAAAAGAUAGACAAAUUUAUAAGCUUCGUACGUCCAUAUUGUUCGGCCUUCUUUAUAACUGCUCCUUUGCUCAUUGUUUCUAAGCUACCAAUAUUCUCCUCCGAUGGAGGUUUGCCGGUUUUUAUCAGUUUAUCUUGGAACGAUUCAGAAAUCGUUUUUUGGUUGGCGUACUUGUUUGUGUCAUUGUCAACGCUCUUGUACGUCGUAGCUUAUUUAUUUACGCCCCUAAUUUGGUACAUGAUGCUUAAUUACUCUAUUGAGUACGAAUUGUUGGGAAAUAAAUUGAGAAAAUUAGGAGUGGGAAAGAAAACUGCUGUGAAACAGAACGAUUUACGACUGUCUCAACGAAGCAGGUUUGCUGAAGACUUAAUUGUUUUGGUCAAAGCAAACCGCACGUUAACCGAAACAAUCGAACGAUUCAGAUCCUGUUUCUCACCAUUAUUUUUGGGACAAAUCACAACCAGUGGCAUUGCUAUCUGUGCCUCAAUUUACAACUUAGCCUUCGCUUCGAAUCAAGACAUUGUGCAAACAGAAUUUCAUGUUGUUGUACUGCUGUGUGUAACUUUUGAUAUUUUUUUGGAUAUGUAUCUGGCAAACGACAUUACCGUUGCAAGUGAUCGACUAUCUUACUGCUUAUUUGAGUCAAAUUGGAUUGACCAGACAGAAUCGUGUAAGAAACAUGUUCUCAUCAUGGGCGAAGUGUUGAAGGAACCGCAAAAACUGGUCGUCUUGAUAUAUCCUAUGAACUUGGAAACUUUUCUGACGAUAAUCAAUGGUGCGUACAGCAUGUUCAACAUCUUAAAAAGCUUUCAGUAG
This is a messenger RNA of Bradysia coprophila, 1262 nucleotides long. RefSeq names its product odorant receptor 23a-like. Gene Ontology annotation, cellular component: plasma membrane. Gene Ontology annotation, biological process: sensory perception of smell; detection of chemical stimulus involved in sensory perception of smell. Gene Ontology annotation, molecular function: odorant binding; olfactory receptor activity. Lineage: Eukaryota; Metazoa; Arthropoda; Insecta; Diptera; Sciaridae. The record is from RefSeq and is a predicted model, not a curated record.